Molecule: messenger RNA, 2008 nt
Organism: Drosophila grimshawi
Lineage: Eukaryota; Metazoa; Arthropoda; Insecta; Diptera; Drosophilidae
Exons: 7
Coding region: 93-1883 (596 amino acids)
Biological process (GO): transmembrane transport
Cellular component (GO): membrane
Molecular function (GO): transmembrane transporter activity
Source: RefSeq, a predicted model, not a curated record
UUGUUGUUAGAACUUGGUUGUUUAACAUGUAGUAAAUGCUCAAGAGAGCGCAACAAUAAAAAUAAAAAAUCUAAAGAAUUCGAAGUCGAGCAAUGGCAAAAACAAAUCAAACUGAAGCAACGGCGGCGGCUGCGGCGGCAGCGUCGGCUGCCCAGGAGGAGCCCAAAUUGAAUUAUUUGCAAAAAUUGUGGCGCUAUCGGCAUUAUUUGGUCAUUGAGCCGUUUUUCUUCUUCUACUUUAUGGCAUCGGUUUUCAAUCAAGUGGCCAUGCAGAAUUUUCCGCUGGAAAAGGCGUGUCGCGUUAAUCUCGGAUACAAUAGGAUCACAUGUACCACAAUGCUGGACAAGUCCGAAUUGGGGAUCGAUUGUGAUGCUUUCAAUUUCGAGAAUACAACAACGGGACCCACAGCGGAGCAGAUUCUUUUCGACAUAAGCUCUAGCGGAUUUAAUUAUACCGUUUGCAAGGCGGAAAUAGAAGCGCAAAAACUAUCCGCUGAUGUUUCGGGAAAACGUGCACCAAUUGCCGCCAUAUUCCCGCUGAUUGUGCUGCUAUUCGCCGGAGGCUGGUCAGAUAGAUAUAACAAGAGGAAACCAUGCAUGAUAUUGCCCAUCGUGGGCGAAGCGUUGUCGUUUACCUGUUUGAUGAUCUCGGCCAUUUUCUUCGAUAGUCUGCCAAUGGAGUUUGGCAUGUACCUUGAGGUCAUUGUGCCCUCAAUUUGCGGUGGCUUAACCUUCUGUCUAAUGGCUGUCUACAGUUAUAUAACGAUAGCCACACCCGAAGAGGAUCGAAUCUUUCGCUUUGGCAUCUUUGCCAUGUUUGUCACCGGUGUGCCCUUCCUGGGCGCCGUUAGUGGAGUGCUUUUUACCACGUUUGGCUAUGUCAUAUCAUUCGCUUCUGCUGUUGUCUUUCAAAUUAUUGCCAUACUCUACAUAAUCUUCUUCAUCAAGGAGAUUAAGCCAAAGCCAAAUGCCCCCGAUGAGCCAAGUAGCACUGAGCCGCCCAGAUCUCAGACACAUGCAGCUGAUAAUAUGGCCUAUGAGAUAACCAACUUGGAUGAGUUGCCGGUCAAUAAGAAUGUCAAUUUUCAGCUGACGCCACAUUUGGAGCCACCCAAAGUGGAGCCACCUCCAGUGCCAGCACGUCGCUCCUUGUUGAAGGAACUCUUCGAUCCCACGCUUGUGAUGGACUGCCUCCGACUUCCGCUGGUGAAGCGCAAAAAUAAUGGACGCCUCCUAUUGGGCCUAUUGAUAUUGGCCUACUUUUUGACGUUGGGACCUGCAGUGGGUGAAAAUGAUUAUUGGUAUCGUUUCACAUUGAAGAAGCUGAACUGGAAUGGCAACGACUUUAGCAUCUUCUUGACCAUCUCAGGCGGUGCGGCUUUGGUGGGCACAUUUAUUGGCACCGCCAUUCUCAGUAAAUUGCUUAAAUUCUCCGAUCCAACUAUUGGCAUUUUAUCUGCCCUCGCCAUUGUGUUCUCCCGAGCUCUAUAUGCCUUUGCCACCACCACCACAUCCUUCUAUGUGGCCAGUGUGGUGGACAUGUUUGUCAGUCUGCGCGUCAUCGCCAUUAAAACGAUUGGAGCGAGUAUUGUUGCUGGCGAUGAGCUGAGCAAAAUGUAUUCCAUCUUUGGCAUCAGUGAGCCCAUUGGCCAGUUCAUAUUUCCGCCCAUCUUCAGUGCGGUUUAUAAAAACACCGUCGACUCUUUUCCAGGCGCCUUCUUUCUGUUUGGCGAAAUCUUCUAUAUUCCCAAUGUGCUCGUUUUUGUACUCUGCUAUUUUUUGAUGCGUCGCCGCAAAUCAAACGAGAAAAAAAAUGCCGUGGAACUGGCACAAAAUAACGAACAAUCGAAUCCUGCCAACGGCACUGAGAUUACUAGUCUUUAAAUCCAUAUAUAUCUAUAUAUAACUUUCUGUACAUAUGUACAUAAAUACUUUAUUGCUAUAUACGGCAAAAAAAGCCAAGUUUAGAUUUUCUGCUAAAUAUAAACCUAAUACGUAAGCCAGUCAAA